Molecule: messenger RNA, 1632 nt
Organism: Cynara cardunculus var. scolymus (artichoke)
Lineage: Eukaryota; Viridiplantae; Streptophyta; Magnoliopsida; Asterales; Asteraceae
Product: putative E3 ubiquitin-protein ligase RING1a
Exons: 11
Coding region: 333-1418 (361 amino acids)
Source: RefSeq, a predicted model, not a curated record
AUCCGAAGAAGACGACGUAGAACAAGAGGAACAAGAGUCGGAUGAUGAUGGAAGCCCUUCCUCUAGUUGUAGUGACAAAGACGAGUAUGACCAGUAAAAACAGUAUUAGAAUUAUGGUUUAACCUGAUUGAGAUAUCUGAAAAAGCAUACGGUUCAAAGCAACCACAAACAACUACUGUGGGACAGUUGAUUUGUGCUAGCAGAAACAGUUGCAACAUAUUGUUGCAAGUCAUAUUAUUUGAGAAAGGUAUGUUUUUGUAAAAUUGGCUGAUGUGCGCAAGGAAGUGCAGUGCCCAAUUUGUUUAGGUAUAAUUCGGAAGACCAGAAAGGUUAUGGAAUGCCUUCAUCGCUUUUGUCGAGAAUGCAUAGAUAAGUCCAUGAGACUGGGGAACAAUGAAUGCCCUGCUUGUCGUGCUCAUUGUGCAAGCCGCCGCUCCUUGAGGGAUGAUCCCAAUUAUGAUGCCCUGAUUGCAAUCUUGUACCCUGACAUUGAUAAAUACGAGGCGGAGGAAUUGGCCUUUCAUGAAGAGGAAAAAGCUCGAAAUAAACAGUCACCUGAACAGAUCCAAGCAUCGAUUGCCCAGACUUCUCGGCGCCAGCUAGAAGCACUGGGAAAGAAGCGUGCAACUGCUAAAGCCACUGCUACAGCAUUUAUGAGGAGAUCACAUGGAAACACGCGAAAUCUCAGAGGAAGGAAAAGUUGGAAAUCUGCUGAACCCCAAGGUUCUGACAAUGAGGUCGACGCCGAUAAUGAUAUUGGCGGCAAAUAUUCAUCUUCUGCAGACGAGCCCACUACGGAAAUCAGACCCAAGAGGUACAAAAGAUGGUCAGGAGCUCAGUCUUCAUUGCCAUCAAGUGGUGCAAAUGGAGGCUGUGAUGACAAUGAGGCAGAAACAACCAGGAAAACUGGCGGUGGAUCUAUCGGGCUUGUUGGCAGCCCAGAAAUUCUAGCCUGGGGUCGUGGCGGCAUGCGGAGUCAUACACGGCAUGGUAGUCAAAAUGGUAGUGCUGGUAAGAGUGCAAAGAACAACCAACUCGCCAAACUGAUUGAUCAUCUCCAAAAGUUACCGCAUAAUGAUGACAAGCUGGAUCUUCAACUGAAGCUACUGUCAUUGGAUGAGCAAAAUAUACCCAAUUUGCAGAAUUUAUACCUUUGCUGUAGCCCGGCCACGUCAACUGCAUAUUUCUGCCAGUAUGUUGCUCUUGAGAAUGGUUUGCGAGCAGACGAGAUCGAGUUAUUUCUGGUGAAGGAGGAGGACCAUUUUGAAGUCCAUCCUUCCUCAGGAGUUGUUACAAAUCCUUUGACAGACGAGUUACAACCGUUGGACGAGCAUCAAAUCUUGUCGGAUCUUACCAAAAUUUCCAGUCACAACAAUCUGACAAUAGCAUACAGGAAGAAAGAAGUGCAAUCAUUGUGAAAUUAAAGCAUGGAAGGUUCUAGAAAUAUGAGAUGGGAGAGAAUGGAUGGUAAUUAAAUGUUAAUUUGGUGCAUGUAGUAAGUAGAAUAACUUUGGUAAAUACAUCAACCAUCUUUCAUACUACACUAGCUAAUAGUUACAAUUACAAACAAAUAACUUCUAGAUCUUAUGUUUCAAGGAUAUGUAUUAUGUGGAUGUGGCGGACUUAGAUUUU